Messenger RNA from Orycteropus afer afer, 626 nucleotides. It is a transcript of the gene BCL2L12, whose product is annotated as BCL2 like 12. NCBI's taxonomy places the organism in Eukaryota, Metazoa, Chordata, Mammalia, Tubulidentata, Orycteropodidae. Bases 108 to 626 code for a protein of 172 amino acids. The record is from RefSeq and is a predicted model, not a curated record. Gene Ontology annotation, biological process: regulation of apoptotic process. The transcript is spliced from 4 exons.
GGCCCAGUGCGCAGGCGCGGGAAAGUUGAACUUUUACAGAGAAGUUUGCACGCGUCCAGUGAAGGAGGUGGCGGAGGCGGGGCCAGAGCCCGGGGCCAGGUGGCCUCAUGGCAGGCUCAGAGGAGCUGGGGCUGCGGGAGGACACGCUGAGGGUCCUAGCAGCCUUCCUGAGGCGGAGUGAAGCCGCCGGGUCCCCCAUUACAAUCCCACCCAGCCUCCUAUUGGACGGACACUGGCAAGGGGGCGUGAUGUGGGUUGUCCUGCCUCUUCUCUUCCCUACCUCACAGCUGGCCUCGGACCCCGUCCUGCGGCGCAAGCUGGUGGGUCUCUCCAUGGGGUCCUUCGCCCGCCUAGCGGAGCUGUUCACCAGCCGCGAAGCCAGCCCAGGCUCCGGCUGUGCACGCCCCUUGUCACCGUGCCCUGGGCCCCCACCGCCUUCCCCGGAGCCUCUGGCGCGCCUGGCCCUGGCCAUGGAGUUGAGCCGGCGUGUGGCCCACCUGGGGGGCACCCUGGCCGGACUCAGCGUGGAGCACGUGCACAGCUUCGCGCCCUGGAUCCAGGCCCACGGGGGCUGGGAGGGCAUCCUGGCCGUUUCUCCUGUGGACUUGAACUUACCCCUGGACUGA